GGGAAGCAGAUGCGCGAUUGUGUGUCCACAUUAAAUGUUGCGCGAAGGUAAGGCAUACAUACAGCCAGCCUCUUGUGAAAAGAAACAUUCAGAGAGAAGCCAGCUAUCUAAGUAAUUGAUUUCAGAAUCCCUGGAUAUUCAGCACUAUAACUGAACAGGACAUUUAUUGAGCUUUUGUCGCAGGUGGUGAGGAGUCGGCCAGAUGAACUAGAUCCAGGGGAACCCGUAGCCGAGGACAUGACUGAUCCGUUGGCUGUUUUCUGCUGAAUGGAUUAGGGUGUGCUGUGACCAUGCGUUGCCUGGCGGCCCGGGUCAACUACAAGACCCUGAUCGUCAUCUGCGCCCUCUUCACCCUCCUCACCAUGCUUCUGUGGAACCGUUGCUCCAGUGACACCACCCUGCGCUUCCUCCCGCGGGCCCCGCCGCCACCCCCCAGCGCCAAGGGGGGCGACGCCAGCAUUAGCAGCCAGCAGCAGCCCCCGGAGCCACCGCCCAUAGUAGGCGGAGCUGCCGGCAUCAAGUACGAAGAGAUGGACUGCCUGAUUAACGACGACGUCACGAUAAAGGGUCGGCGGGACGGUGCUGAAGUGUACUUUCCUUUCAGCUGGCUGGAGAAGUACUUUGAGGUGUACGGCAAGGUGGUGCAGUACGACGGUUACGAGCGCUUUGAGUUCCAGCACAGCUACUCCAAGGUGUACGCGCAGCGCGAGCCCUACCACCCGGACGGCGUCUUCAUGUCCUUCGAGGCAUACAACGUGGAGGUGCGCGACCGCGUCAAGUGCAUCAGUGGAGUGGAAGGCGUGCCCCUCUCCACCCAGUGGGGUCCCCAGGGUUACUUCUAUGCCAUCCAGAUCGCCCAGUACGGCCUGAGCCACUACAGCAAGAACCUGACGGAGCGGCCACCCCAUGUGGAGCUGUACGACGCGGCCGAGGAGAAGGACAACCGCGCGGGCUCACCCAGCGGGCCCUGGACGGUCCCCAAGGGCUGCAGCCUCACACGGCUCCACGACAAGGGCCGUGCCACCGCUGUGCGCCUGUUCAGUGCCCCAGAGAACUCUGAAGGUGUCUCCCUCCCCCUGGGCAACUCCAAGGACUUUAUCAUCUCCUUCGACCUCAAGUUCACCUCCAACGGAAGCGUGUCUGUGGUGCUGGAGACCACGGAGAAGGGCGCGCCCUUCAUCAUCCACUAUGUCACCUCCGCUCAGCUCAUCGCCUUCAGCGGCCGCGACAUCACCUACGGCAUCGGGCCCCGUGCUGCCUGGUCCACGGUCACCCGGGACCUGCUGACCGACCUGAGGAAGGGCGUGGGCCUGUCCAACACCAAGGCCGUCAAGGCCACCAAGGUGAUGCCGCGGCGGGUUGUGCGACUGAUAGUCCGUGGGCGCGGUGCCAUCGACAACGUCACCAUCUCCACCACGGCACACACGGCUGCUUUCUUCGCCGCCAGUGACUGGCUGCUGCGCAACCAGGACGAGCGUGGCGGAUGGCCCAUCAUGGUCACACGCAAGCUGGGCGAGGGCUUCCGCCCGCUGGAGCCUGGCUGGUACUCCGCCAUGGCGCAGGGCCAGGCCAUGUCGACUCUGGUCCGCGCCUACCUGCUCACCAAGGACCAGACGUACCUGAACGCUGCGCUGCGUGCCACCGGACCCUACAAGCUGCACUCUGAACAGCACGGCGUCAAGGCUGUCUUCAUGAACAAGUACGACUGGUACGAGGAGUACCCCACUACACCAGGCUCCUUCGUGCUCAACGGCUUCAUAUACUCACUGCUCGGUCUCCACGAUCUGGCCGAGACGGCGGGCGAGAAACUAGGCCGGGAGUCUGGCCUGUUGUUCUCCAGGGGCAUGGAGUCCCUCAAGGCCAUGCUGCCACUGUAUGACACGGGCUCGGGCAGCAUCUACGACCUGCGGCACUACAUGCUGGGCACAGCCCCCAACCUGGCACGCUGGGACUACCACACCACGCACAUCAACCAGCUGCAGCUGCUGGCGUCCAUCGAUAACGCGCCCAUCUUCCGGGAUGUGGUGAAGCGCUGGAAGAGCUACCUGAAGGGGGGGCGGGCCAAGCACAACUAGGAGCCGGUCCUGGAGGGGGGGGCGGGCCAA
Oncorhynchus keta (chum salmon) is the source of this 2105-nucleotide messenger RNA. RefSeq names its product D-glucuronyl C5-epimerase B-like. Gene Ontology annotation, biological process: heparan sulfate proteoglycan biosynthetic process. The transcript is spliced from 6 exons. NCBI's taxonomy places the organism in Eukaryota, Metazoa, Chordata, Actinopteri, Salmoniformes, Salmonidae. The record is from RefSeq and is a predicted model, not a curated record. Gene Ontology annotation, molecular function: heparosan-N-sulfate-glucuronate 5-epimerase activity. Gene Ontology annotation, cellular component: Golgi apparatus. Bases 291 to 2075 code for a protein of 594 amino acids.